This is a messenger RNA of Suillus discolor, 2376 nucleotides long. RefSeq lists its product as uncharacterized. NCBI's taxonomy places the organism in Eukaryota, Fungi, Basidiomycota, Agaricomycetes, Boletales, Suillaceae. The record is from RefSeq and is a predicted model, not a curated record. Gene Ontology annotation, cellular component: cytosol. Gene Ontology annotation, biological process: ribosomal subunit export from nucleus. Gene Ontology annotation, molecular function: GTPase activity; GTP binding. The transcript is spliced from 8 exons. The coding region runs from base 64 to 2091 and encodes 675 amino acids.
GUGCAGGUCGGUCCUCCGAGGCCAUCUUCUUUCAGACUCUAAUCCGAUCAGAAUUUUGGGAUUAUGCCACCAAGACAAAAGAACCAGAAUCCCUCGGGACUUGGUCGAGCUAUCAUCAAUAAAAAGUUCAAGGAUGCCAAGGAAAGACAAGAGUCCGGCCUUUAUACAACCGAAGUUGACUCGACAACCCGCCUUAAAUCUGUUACGCAGGAGAGAGAUCUAGAUGAAUUCCUGAACACAGCACAGUUGGCGGGCACAGAGUUUACGGCGGAACGACGAAAUGUGAAGAUUAUCCAGUCGCCUGCAGGAUCAACACACAAUCCCCAUCUUCUCACCGAUCAGGAAGAGGAGUCGACUUUGAAGAAGCACCAGCUGAAUAAGGAGCGACUCAGGGUGCCCAGAAGACCUCCAUGGACGAAAGCAAUCACAACAUCACAAUUAGACCGACAAGAGAAAGACGCCUUCCUCGAGUGGCGAAGAGGGCUCGCUCAACUUCAGGAGGAGGAUAAAUUUCUGUUAACGCCAUUCGAACGCAAUCUCGAAGUUUGGAGGCAAUUGUGGCGUGUCUUGGAGCGAUCACAUCUAGUCGUGCAAAUCGUAGAUGCUCGCAAUCCGCUAAGAUUUAGGUGCGAGGAUCUCGAGUCGUAUGUCAAAGACGUGGAAGGUGCGGAAGGCGAGGCGGGUACAGGAAGAGAUAAGCGCAGAACUCUCCUGUUGAUCAAUAAGGCCGAUCUACUCACUGCGACACAAAGGCGCAUAUGGGCAGAUUAUUUUGAUGGUCAAGGGAUACAAUACGCAUUUUUCUCCGCUGCGAAUGCUGCUGCAUUACAGCAAGCCCGCCGGGAUGCUAUUGCUCAGGCCGAAGAGGAGCAACUGCAUGAGGAUAAUCAAGACGAAGCUUCACUGUCCGAUUCAGAUGGUCCGGAUACGCCCAGCGACGAUGUCAGUGAUGAUGACUUCGCAAAAGAGUCGGUGCCGGAAUCGUCGCCUCACUCCGACAGCGACACGGACGACGAACAUCAGUACGUUCACACAGAGGAAGAUAGUCCCGACGGAAAAGAUCCUCGUACCAAAGUUCUCUCAGUGUUGGAGCUCGAAGAUCUCUUCGUCACAGCUGCUCCAGAUCUAUCAAUAUUUGCUGGCCCGUCUGGGGAACCUCCAACAAAACUAGUGGUUGGGCUUGUCGGCUAUCCCAAUGUUGGUAAAUCCAGCACAAUCAACGCCCUUCUUGGAGAAAAAAAAGUCUCCGUCUCCUCUACUCCUGGAAAGACAAAGCACUUUCAAACUAUCCAUCUCUCCCCAGCGAUAGUACUUUGCGACUGUCCUGGGUUGGUAUUCCCUCAAUUUGCGACGACCAAAGCCGCACUGGUUUGUGACGGUGUGUUACCAAUUGACCAAAUGAGGGAAUAUUCUGGUCCAGUAGCCCUGGUAGCCAAGCGAUUACCAAAGGAGGUGCUUGAAGCGACUUACGGUUUGACUGUUAAAUUCAAGGGCGUAGAAGAGGGGGGUGACGGAAAGAUCACUGCGGAGGACUUCUUGAUCGCUUAUGCGAUUGCUCGAGGGUUCAUGCGGUCUGGCCAAGGUAAUCCAGACGAGGCACGAGCAGCACGAUAUGUCCUAAAGGACUAUGUCAACGGGAAGCUACUUUUCUGCCACUCACCGCCGGGCACGCCUGAGGAAUCUUUCAACCAAACAACCCACGAACUAUCGCUGCUGCGAGUGACGGGAAAGAAACGUGCACCCGUCACAAGAGUUGGAAAAGGCGCGGAUACAUUCGUGCCUGCCAAUCCGUCUCCCAUACUUGUUGCUCAAGGGCAGGGGCUGAAAUCUCAAGCUCUUGACCAAGACUUCUUUGCUCAUAAUUCGAAUUUAUCAGCACGGGCAUUUCUACAAGGUACAUCUCGUAACGGGCAGGAGUUCUCGAGGGGAAGAAUAUAUCCUCAUCAAAAUAUGGUGGCUGAUGAUGGUACUCCAUUGGGACAUGGGAGCGCGAAACAGGCCGCUGUGUCGGCGAGUGCUAGUAGUGUUGGGAAGAAGCAUAACAAAAAGAACAAGCGAGUGAAGCAGAGGAGUGGCAAGGGAUAUGAUUGAUGCCUAACACGCUGGUGGAACACACAUUUAUCUAUUAAGAGGACUGUUGAGAGUGGUCGGGUCAAAUUCCAAAAGUAGCAAUGACCCCUCUGCAGUUCGAUAAAUGUCUCGAGCCGCAUCUACGUUGCUUCUUGUUUCUUCUCUAAAUCUACCAAGCAUGGAAACACAGACACGCUCCCUAGGACCGACUCAGCCUGUACCUUCGUUUGUCUCUUCAAAGUCAGCACGUUCGCAGACUUUAUCAAGAUCGGAUGUAUGCGCCAAAUUUGUUACAACGACCGCGGA